CCUGAGCUGAAACAGAUCCUCUCGAUCUAUGGCUUUGAAUCCAAACUUGAAGAGCUUCAAAACACCGUCAACAAAAUCAAAAAUGUGCUUCUUGAUGCUGAAGCCAAGCAGGAGCUCUCCAAUGUAGUCCAACUAUGGAUUGAGAAUAUCAAGGAUGUUGUCUUUGAAGCCGAUGAUUUGCUCGAUGAGUUUAUCACUCUUGUCGACCAGAAGCAGCAUGUCAAGGCUGAUGGUACAAUAUCCAAGAAGAUGAGGCUCUUCCUUUCUCAUUCAAACCCUUUAGUCCUGGCUUACAAGAUUUCUAAACAGGUCGAGAAGAUAGGGAAGAACUUGAGUUCUUUUGCUGAUAAGAUAGGGAAGAAAUUGUACAAGACUUUCGUGUUCGGGCAUUUCUACCUUGAUAGAGCGAGAAAGAUAAAUGCUUGAAGUUAGUACAGCUUACAAGCUAGCUUAUAGCGCUAGUGCUCUACAAAACUGUUGUAAUACCUUCAUAACAAUGCAAUUGUAAUCAAAGUUGUUAAAAUCCAUAUUCUACUUGAAACUGUUGAGACCUGAAGAUUCGAAUCGGUAGAAUCAAACCGUAACAUCGUUAGAUUCUACGUUAAACUUAAAUUUGCUAUCUAGUCAUAAUUAUUCACCUCAUAAAUUUAUGUUUAUUAAUUGAAGUUUCAUUCACUUCAUGUUUAAGAAUAAAAUAGAAAAAUAUUUAAUAAUUAGUGUAAAUCUUCACACGAUGAAGAAAUUUAUUUUUUAAUAAUUAUGAUGAUGGAUCGUUAAAUUGUAAGAAAAAAUAAUGAAAGAUGAUACAUAAGAAAAAUUUAAAAAAAACUAGGAAUAAAUUUGUAGAAUUGAAUCGUUAAAUCGUAGAAUCGUAGAAAUCGUGUUAGAUUCUACUCUACAAGUGUUAUUUUAAUUAGAAUCGUAAGAUUCUACUAACUUACGAUUCUACCUACGAUUCGAAUCGCUCGCUUAUUUUUGGAUCGUAAAAUCGUAGAAUCGUAGAUCAGAAUCGUGAUUUUAAUAACCAUGGUUGUAAUACAAUUCAAAGCAAAGUUCAGAUAUUGAUCUUUGGCUCCACAGGAAAGCAUGACAACUACUUCGAAAUUAAGAACAAUCAGCUUAGAAUUGAGUUUUGUCUGAGUUGGAGCACAUAUUUUAUCUCUCCUUGGCAAAAUCCCAAGGUUGAAUCUCACCUAGCCACCCUGUUCCCUCAUCCUACAUUUCUACCCUAUAAUCCAAAAAAAGAACAGUUAACUUUCUCCUAUAAGAAAUUUUAAUGGAGUUAAAAAAGAAAAAAAAAUCUUACUUUGAUACUCACUUAAAAAUAUUUCCUGAAGUAAUGUUCAUGUAUGUGUGACAUGUCACCAAACUAUAUUACUCUUGGUUUGGAGUCUUCGAACUUUAUUUUGAACCAAAAAUUAGUAGGCCUAAGUAGAAUUAGAAAAGAGCAGCAUAAAAAAAUAGAAUUAGAAAAGAGAGCAAUACAUUCUCUAGUGUUCAUUAAAAUUUAUUUUUUUAAAAUAGUUGUUAUAUGGGAAUGGAAUUGAACCAAUUUAUCUUAAUUUGAUUUAAGGGCUUCAAACCAAAAAAUGAGACCGAAAAAAUAAUUGGUAAACAUAUUGUAUCACAUGUGUUAGAUAGAAUCAAUUGUGGUAUAAUAAUAUAGAUGUGAAAUCGCAACAAAGAAUUAAAAGUCAAUUUUUUCUUUAGAUAUAUUAACUAAAAAUAUCAUUUAAUUAAAUAGGUUGGGGGAAUUUAAAAAAAAUUAUUUACAAUAGCAUGUGUAAUAUAUAUUUAGAACGACGUUAAACAAUUCACUUAUUUAUCUGCUUUAUUAAAAAAUUAUUAUCCCAAUAAAAAUAAGAAAAAUUUGUUAAAAAUAUCAACUAUAAUUUAUCUACAUAAAUAAUACUCCCUCCUAUUCAGCCUAAAUGUCCCAUUUCCAUUUAGGGUCAAGUCACCCUAAAUGUCCCAUUUCCAUUUUUGGCAUGGAAUUUUUACUCUUAUACCCUUACUUCACUUAACUUAUUUACAUUUAUACCCUUAUUAAACUCAAUUAAUUUACUCUCUUUUUUCCCUAAAGAAUUAAUUAAACAAUCCUAAUCUAAACCUUAUUUAAUCACUCCCUCCCUUUUUUAACCCUAACUUACCCACCCUACGCCUCUUUACCCAAUUCCCUUUACCUUUCUGGUCUUCUUCUUCCUCAAGCCAAUCUCCCAUUGUUCUUCAAACCCUAGAUGUGGGUUUCCUGCUUUCUUCUUCGUGUAUUUGGGUCACUUUUGUUCUCUCCUUCUUCUCUCUACUACCCCUUACGUUCCUCUGUUCAUGGAAAACCCUAAGUCUGCAAGUACCUCAUCUCUGAAUAACCCUAAAACCGCCAUUAACUCAUAUAAGGAAGAUUACUCUUAUGAUGAUGAUUAUGAGUUUUUUGACUCAUAUGAGGACGGUUACUCUUCGGUUGAAAUAGAUCCAAAGUGGGGUAAAGAACUAGACUCUGAAGGUGAACCAGUUUACACUCCUGAGCCUGAUCUUUUUCCGGAUCGUGAGUACUCUUCUGUAGAUGCCGUUUUCUCUAACACUGAUUGUGAGGAAGAAGAUUGGCUUGACAAACUUGGGCCAUUUUCGAUCGAAGACUGCAAAAAAAUCCGCACCCGCAUGAUCUACAAAGAUUUGAACUACACCGAGGCUGUUGAAGAUUUGAGAAGGCUAGACGAGAUUAAGUAAUAGAACUAUGUAAUUUAUUUUCCGUACUAAGUGUAUAUUUUAAUUGUAGGACGUAUGUAUAAUUAACCCGAACUACGUAAUUUCCGGCUAUUAAAAAAAAAAUUCCACUUUCGAAGGUGAAAGAUAUUCACCAUUUUAAUAUUCCAAGAAAUACAUUCAAAUUUAGAGGGAAUCAUUAAUUCCCUAAUCAAGUCAUUAAAAACCCAUAAUAUUACUCUCUCUCCUACCUUAAGGGUUCCACCUUGACUCACAUUAAAAUCCGUAAAAAGUCAAAUGGGACAUUUAGGCUGCAUAGGAGAGAGUCCAUAAAUAAGCAUUUCCUUCCAAAGUCCAAACGUCUGGACUUGAUGCAAACCAAUGGAUUAUAAAAAUAAUUAUAAUGUGGACCGAAAUCCCACAAAAUCUGGAAUACAUGCAGCUGGCAGGUAUUUUAGAUA
Molecule: messenger RNA, 3161 nt
Organism: Amaranthus tricolor (Joseph's coat)
Lineage: Eukaryota; Viridiplantae; Streptophyta; Magnoliopsida; Caryophyllales; Amaranthaceae
Exons: 2
Coding region: 2326-2724 (132 amino acids)
Source: RefSeq, a predicted model, not a curated record